This is a messenger RNA of Camarhynchus parvulus, 8025 nucleotides long. RefSeq lists its product as uncharacterized. The record is from RefSeq and is a predicted model, not a curated record. Lineage: Eukaryota; Metazoa; Chordata; Aves; Passeriformes; Thraupidae. Gene Ontology annotation, molecular function: protein binding; zinc ion binding. Gene Ontology annotation, biological process: positive regulation of autophagy.
CUGUUUCCCGGCUUCUCGCCCGAUCUCCGGCCCGGCAGGAUGGCAUCGGCCAUGUCGCAGAAGCUGGAGGAGAAGCUGGUGUGCUCCAUCUGCCUGGAGCUGUUCAGGGUGCCCGUGACCUUGCCCUGCGGCCACAACUUCUGCAAGCGCUGCAUCAGCGACCACUGGGACAAGAAAAGGCAGGAGCCCGAGCCGAGCAUCACCUGCCCCGAGUGCCGCAGGGCCUUCGAGCGGCGCCCGGAGCUGGAGAAGAACGUCACCCUGCACGGCGUGGUGGAGCUGGCCCGGGACAGCGAGGAGCGGGGCUGUGCCGCGGGCCCGAGCGGGGCGGCCCCGGCCGAGCUGUGCCCGCGGCACGGGCGGCCCCUGGAGCUGUUCUGCGAGGACGAGCGGCGCUGCAUCUGCUGCAUCUGCACCGUGCGCGACUGCCGCCCGCACCGCAGGGUGCUCUUCGAGGAGGAGCGAGCCAAAAAGCAGACCUUUUUGAAAGAAUCCCUGGAAAAAGCCCGGGAGGAAUCAGAGAGGAUUGAGCAGACAAUGAAGGAGCUGGAGUUGCAGACAGAGAGGAUCAAGGACUGCUCUGAGCUCAAAGAUGGGAUCCAGAGCAAAUUCGCCCACCUGAAGAAAGCUCUGGAGGAUUUCCAGCGUCAGACAGUGGCCAGGAUUGAGCAGGAGCAGAGGGCAGCACUGGAGGGUGUGGACAAGAACUGGAACCUGUGUAGGGACCGCCUGGAUGUCCUUGGGCAGCACAGGGAGAGGGCUCAGAGCCUGCUGGCCUGCCCUGAGCACAGAACCUUCCUGCAGGAGUUCCUCCUGCUCCCACCUCUGGAGAGCCCAGAAGUGCUGGUGCCCGUGGAGUUUGAUGUGGCUGCUGUGAUCAAGCCCAUCUCUGAGAUCCUCACCAGCAUCUCCAGGCUCCUGCUGGAGGACCUGCCUGGCUGUGUGGCCCCCAGAGCCCCCAGCCCUGCUGGCCAAGACCCAGUGCAUGCCCAGGAGCUGGCAGUGAAGGCUGUGGCCCCUCUCCCCAAGUGCCAGCUCCGAGCUGAGCUUCUGAAGGACCACCGCAACCUGACCUUCGACCCUGAGACGGCCAACAAGUACCUGGAGGUGUCCAAAGGUGCCCACAAAGCCAAGCACCGUCCUGGCAGCGUCCCUGGGCAGGGGCAGGGCCCCCGCUUCCAGCCCUGGCAGGUGCUGUGCACGCAGAGCUACGGCCCCGGGCACCACUACUGGGAGGUGAAGAUCUCCAGCCACUCUGUCAUCCUGGGGGUCACCUACCGGGGGCUGCCCCAGGAGCAGCAGCAGGGCCACAGGUUCAACAUCGGCCUGGAUGGGGGCUCCUGGGGGCUGCAGGUGAGGGAGGAUUGUUACCUGGCCUGGCACGAGGGCCGCGCCCAGAAAAUCCAGGAGCAGCUCUAUAAGAACCUGGGGGUCAGCCUGGAUUAUGGCAAGGGGCUCCUCUCCUUCUACGGCCUCGGGGAGAGGACAAAACUCAUCCACUCCUUCCACAGCGUGUUCACUGAGCCCCUGUACCCCGUGUUUUGGCUGUGUGAGGGGCGAGUGGUGACGCUGUGCCAGAGGGACUGCAUCCUCCAUCCAAAACGUCAAGAACAUCGCAAAUUGCAGAGGCCGGAGAAGCGCCUUGGCAAGCUGCCUGGUGUCAGAGGGACACAGCAGAUCCGUGGCUAUCACCCGGAGAGCCUGCAUUGCCUCCUCGGAGCCAAGGCCGUGCUUCGCAACCUCAUCCUGCAGUUCCUGAAAUCACCCGCCAGGCAAUCACCCCGUGCCUGGGCCGUGGGGAAGGAGGAGAAAACCGGGCGGGAGCGCGACACCGGCUGGGACGGGGCGCUGCCCGCCAGCAGCCACGAUUGGCCCGGCCGGGGCAACUGUGCAGGCUCCGCGGCUGCCGACGGGGAAGCUGCCGGAGCGAUCCGCGGUGUCCUGGCAACCAUCGAGGCAGGAGCCGACCCCGACCCCUCCGGCAGCUCGGGAGGGGGGUGCGGGACCGGAGAGUGCGGCCCCCGCUGUCCGGGAGGAUGCCGACCCCCAAACGCAGGGGGGAGAAAGGGGGGGCUGCUGUGGGCCCGGCGAUCCCGUGGCUUCGGCAGCAGGGGUGGAGAAAGACGGCACAUCAUUCACCCGGGAGAACCCCGGUCCUUUGGCAGCGGGGGUGGAGAAAGGCGGGACAUCAUCCGGCUGGGAGAACCCCGGUUCUUCGGCAGCAGGGGCGGGGAAAGACGGCACAUCAUUCACCCGGGAGAACCCCGGUCCCUGGGCAGGAGGGGUGGAGAAAGGCGGGACAUCAUUCACCCGGGAGAACCCCGGUCCCUGGGCAGCAGGGGUGGAGAAAGGCGGGACAUCAUCCGGCUGGGAGAACCCCGGUUCUUCGGCAGCAGGGGCGGGGAAAGGCGUAACUUCUGUGGCAGCGAACCCCCCAAAGAGGGGCUGCCGAGCCCCGCACAGAGGGCGAGCCGCGACCCGACGAUCGCCUCUCCGAAGCGCCGGCAGCACCCCCGCCCCUCGGGGGUCUCCGAACCUCCGGCCCGGUCCUGGAGGGCUGCGCGCCGGGUGUCGCACACAGCCAGGAGCGGGGGCACAGCAUCAUCCCCUCGGGCGGCGGGUGCCUGGGGCCAGGUGCCGGGAUCGGGGCUGCGGGUCAGAGCCCCGGGGGCCCCGCAGCCCCCCCAGCGCCGCGGGAAGCGGAGCCCCAGCUGCGGUCGCGGGAGGCGGAGCGGGCGGGCGGGGCGCGGCUGCCGCCCGCCUCCGCCGGGGCUGGGAGCGGGGCCGGGCCGCUCGGGGCGUUCAGGGAUGGAUGCUGCGCCCGGGAGCGCCCCGUCGUCCUCCGCCGCGGCGUUGCGGCUGGCGCUGGCGGCUCCGGGGCUGCCCGAGGGUCCCCUCUGCUGCCCCAUCUGCCUGGACGUGCUGCGGGACCCGGUGACGGUGCCGUGCGGACACAACUUCUGCCAGGGCUGCUUGCAGGCGCCGCCAGCGGCCAGGCCCCCCGACGGCGGCGGGGCGGGCGGGGCCGCCCGCUGCCCGCUGUGCCAGGAGCCCGUCCCCGCGGCACUGCGCCUCUGCAAGAACCGCGCCCUGUGCGAGCUCCUGCCGCUGCUGGCGGCCGCCACCGGCGGCUCGUCCCCGUCGUCCUCGGCCGCCGCGACCCCGACGUCCCCGGCCGGCGCGUCCCCGAUGGCGCCGGGAGCCGAGGAGGAGGAUGCUGCGGGGGAGGAAGGAGCGGCGGUGCUGUGCGAUGUGUGCCCGCCGGGAUCCCGCGUGGCGGCCGAGCGGUCGUGCCUGGUGUGCCUGGCGUCGUUCUGCGGGGCGCACCUGGAGCCGCACCGGCGCGCCCCGGCUUUCCGCGCACACCGCCUGGUGGCCCCGCUGCGCCGGCUGGAGGAGGGGCUGUGCCCCCGCCACCUGCAGCCCCUGGACGGCUUCUGCCGCACCGAGCAGAGCUGCGUCUGCUCCCGCUGCCGCGCCCAUGAGCAUCGCGCCCACGACGUGGUGCCCCUCGAGCAGGAGCGAGAGCACAAGCAGGCCCAACAAGCCAAAUUCCUCAGCGAUGCAGAGAAUGAGCUGGAGGAGCUGGCAGUCACCAUCACCCAGGCCAAGAAGAUGGUGGAGCUCAUUAAGGGUGCUGCCACAAAGGAGAGGGAAAGGGUCGAGAAGCUCUUUGCAGAGGCCUCUGAGGUGCUGGCAGCCUUCCAGAAGGAGGUGCUGGGAUUCAUCGAGGACGGGGAGCGCUCCAUGCUGGGGGAGGCCGAGGCCGAUCUCCGCUGGAAGGAGCAGAGACGAGCCAAGCUGGCACAGUGCAAGCAGAGCCUGGAGAACGUCCCCAGCACCGACACCAUCUACUUCCUCCAGGAAUUUCAGGCCUUGAAAGCAGCCAUGGAAGAAAACCUCUCUCCGCCUCUGAGCUUCCAGAAAGAGCUGAACUUCACCAAGUGCACCCAAGCUGUGGGUGCCAUGAAGGAUGUGCUGUCCACUGCCUGCAAAAACCAGUGGAACCACUUGCGGGGGAAAGGAGUGGAUGGACUGAAUUGCCAGGAGAUGGAGGAAGCAUUGGCUGAAUCCCGAUUUCCAGACAAGUCAAACAAUGCUGCCUGCCUGGAGAGCCGUGAUUAUUUCCUGAAAUUUGCCUUCAUCAUCGACCUGGACAGCGACACAGCUGACAAGUUCAUCCAGCUGUUCGGCACCAAGGGGGCCAAGCGGGUGCUGUGCCCCAUCCCCUACCCGGAGAGCCCCACCCGCUUCAUCAACUGCGAGCAGGUGCUGGGUUUGAACCUCAUGAACAGGGGCAACUACUACUGGGAGGUGGAGCUGAUCGACGGCUGGGUCAGCAUCGGGGUCAUCGCCGAGGACUUCGACCCGCGGGAGGCCUACAGCCACGGGCGCCUGGGCAGGAACGACAGCUCCUGCUGCCUGCAGUGGAACGGCCAGAACUACGUGGCCUGGUUUGGUGGCUUCGAGUGCCCCAUCCAGCAGCCCUUCUUCCACACCAUCGGCGUCUUCCUGGAGUAUUCGGAGAAGGCUUUGACCUUCUACGGAGUCAAGGACUCCAAAAUGACCUGCCUGCAGCAGCUCAAGGUCUCCCCUUCUGCCAAGGGGAAGCUUGACCCAUUCCAGAACAAGAUCAACAGGCAGUUUGCCUCUCUUUUUUCGUGCAAGCUGAAGCCAGCCUUCUUCCUGGAGAGCGUGGAUGCGCACCUGCAGAUCGGGCCGCUGAAGAAGGAUUGUGUGUCCGUGCUGAAGCGCCGGUGACUGCCCGGGGACAGGGGCACGGACAGACCCACAGAAGUCUCUCCUGCAGGUUAUUGCCAGCUCUCCUUGGUAGCCCUGCCUGUCUCUGUGGCAGCCCUCCCUCCUCUCUGCACUGCUGGGCACCCAGGGCUCCUGAUGGGCAGGGCUGGGGGCCGGGAUGGGGCUGGAUCCGAGUGCCAGCUCUGCCCCUGAGUGAGCUUGGGCCAGUCCCUGUGCUGCUCCCUGCCCCUCAGCUUCCCUUUCUGGACAUCAGGGACUGCCACAGCCUUUCUUGGUAAAGUGUGCUGCUCACAAGUGCCACAUGGAUUUGGAGCUGUGCCUUGGCCACCUGCCCAGUCCCUCUGCUUCACCUCUGCUUGCUCUGCCCCAGCAACUUGUGCAGAUGCUUUGUGCCUUAUCUCAGGCUCUGUUCCUGAUGCUUUUUUAAGUGCUGCCUCAUUGUCACCUUCUACAUGCUCCUCACGAAGUGCCUUUGAUGGUGCAAGCCCUGUGUGGACCAGGUGAACCCCCAAAGAAGACAUGGUCACUUCCCAUCACCUCUGUGCCCUGGCGUGGGCGAGAUGGUGCUCCAGGGAGAGGGAUGUGGAGGAGCCUGGUGCUGGGGUGGUGCUGGGGUGGUCCUGGGGUGGUGCAGCACCUCUCCUUGCAGGGCUGCCCACCCAUCAGUGCUGCAAGUGUGAAACAAGGAUCUCUGCCCAGCUGGGAAAGGGAGAAACCUCCUGCCGAGAAGCAGCACCACUGUUCCCACCUGGAGGUGAGGAAGGGAACAGCACAAACCGAGUUUUGAGGACGUGCUCUAAGUAAACAGAUUCUUUGGAAUUCUUAGCAAUUCUUAGCAAAGCUUUAGAGCCAAAUUUCCCCCAUGUUUUUGGUGACAUUACUGUUCUGGGGGAUUUUAGUACUGUUAAACACCAGCUCUUCAAGAACCCUGGGCACACUUGAGCUGAAAAUCGGCCCCUUAGCUUAGAGAUUUUUAAGUGACAGUGCUGUGAAUAUGUCCCAGAGAUAAAUGGUCUGGUUUAGUGUUCUAGGACAGCUGUGAGUGCCUCCAUAAAGGUGCAGCAUCAGUCAGCUACUAAAUGACCCUUUGGACUCUGGGAAUAAGUAACAAUUAACAAAAACUACUCUCAAGUGAGAGGGAACACUGUUCCCUUCAAGAAAGGUGGAAACUGGAGGCUGAGAGACAAAACUGCCAGUUCACAUGUCCUAAGGGAGCUUUUUCAGAAGGAAAAUACUGCCUGUGAGGGCAGCACAGAGCAGCCCCUGUCUCAGCACAGCGUGCCUUUCCAAAGUUUAUUUUUUCUGGGGUUAUUUUGCUACCUACCUCCCAAAGCUUGCUUUACAGAACCGUGGUGCUGUGUAAUGUACACCUAGAGAGAAAAUGCAGAGGGUCAGGUUCUUCACUGGCAUGAGUGAGUCAGGGAUGAUGCAACAACCAGCAGGAUUAAUAAACAGCCCAUUCAGCUAAAUAUAUGAGAUAUAUAUAUAUUUUCCCCAAAGGAUAAGCUGGAAAUCAUAGUGCUAUAUUCAAGUGGAGCCAAGGGAAAAAUGUGAAUGUGAAUGAAAGGCAGGCACAAAGCUGGGAGGUUUGAAGUUAAAGCCACAUUUACAUGCUGAGGCUCAAAGAGCUCCUUUACUGUGACUCCUUUGCCAGAGCUGCCUGUUUCUGCUGGUGCAGAAAGAGCUGCCAGCGCCCUGAAAAUUGGGAUAUUUUAGUGGAUGAAAGGUCUGAAUGCAGCCACCCCUUCCCUGGGGCAAGGCUGGUGAGUCAGUUUGGGAAGGGGCUUGCUGGGAUCUGUCUGCAAAUUCCUCCUCCUCCUCCUCCCCCUCCAUGAGGUGACUCCUAAACUCAGCUAGCAGUGGGAAAAGGAACAGUAGGGCUUCCAGAAUGAAAUCUUCAGCUGAAAUCUUGGCCUUUCCUGGCUGGUGGGAAUGCUGCCCAGACUUCUGUCCGGAUGGGAAUUCAUUCCCUGCGUCCUGAGCUCCAAACCCUCUUUGUUUGGCUGGCGCCAGCGGCCCCUGCAGAGCUCAGCCCUUGCACGAGAUGUCAGUGGUGACACAGAGCAGGACAGGGGCAGAACGGGGUGGCAGGAGCUGCUGGUGGAAGGAGAAAGGCAGAGCUGUGCCCCAGCCUGUGCACGGUCACAUCCUGGCAGGACAAGGAAGGGAAGGAACCCUCAUCUCUGCAGGAAGAGAUCUCCCACGUCUGCGCCCCAAAUCUCAUUUAUUCAGGCUAAACUCCCACAGUUUGCAGCGAGGAGUUUUGCCAGAGUAAACACAGCAGAUCUGGGUCUUGGCCCUGUUUGGUUUCACUGUAGGUGGAUUGAUUGCUCCAAGGGGAAACCCACGCUGGAGCCACUCAUCCCACCCUCCUCCACUUUCCCAAUGCACAGACACAAACCUCUGACCUCCCUCAGGGCUUGGAAAGCUCAGAGGGAUCCUCUCUUUCCACCCUGCCACCACCUGGGAGCAGCUUAAGAGGCCCCUGGGGUGUUGGGCAUGGUUUGGGGUUGUGCUGUUGCUUUGGGGGAUUCAUGGAUCAGCUCCAUGGAGCAUCCAGGGGGCUCCUGUCGAUGUGCCACACUUGGGAGGUGCUGCCCAAGCCUCUCUCUCCUGCUGCUUGCUUUUGUCCUGGUUGGGAGUGCUAAAAACCCUCCUGCUUCAGGGAUGGUUUAAAAGAGGAGCAGUCCCCUCAGGAGCUGGGUCAGAGUUUGCUCUGUGCUGCCAGGGAUUUGUAAACUGGAACGAUCAGGGAGUGUGCACUGUGCCAGCUCUGGAUCCCUGAUUUUGCUGUAAACAAAGGGUUAAAAGCAGGGUGAGAUGAGUUGAGAUGCAUCGAUAGCACUUGGCAAUUUAAACAGCCUUUCCUUGUUCCCUUGGGUUAUUUCUGCUGUCACAGAGUGUUCCUCUUUUUAAUUAGGAUUUUUUAAAUACAGUAACUGUAGGGUGUUUUACAGUGUGUGAAAAAACUGUAACAGAAUCAUGUAACGGUGUUAGAGAAUAUGAUUUGACCAUUAAAUAUGAUACAGUCAUUGCCCUGGGUUGUCUUUCCUUUAAAUACCAAACCAUUUGACUUGUCCCAUUAUCUUAUGUUUACUUUUCUGUGUCCUGUACAUCUGGAAUAAAAUAACACAGAUUUUAUUUUCCAAGUGUGUCCAAGGGAAUUCUGCCACAUACACAUUUUUAUUGCAAAAGGAGUGGAAGAACCUUAAAAUCCAAUAAUAAUUGUCAGCCCUGGGCAAUUCAAAACAAUGAAUUGUCUCA